AGGCAUUGUGAAGAGAAAACAGCAACAGAUAUUUUAAUGGAGUUCAAAUGGUUUAUAUGUGCAGGCAGUGUAGACUUGGAGAAAUAUUUUUUUUAGUUUGAUUUUCGCAUUACAAAGCAAUAAGACGCCGUUUUGAUGCAAAAUAACUAACGAAGGUCUUGAUUGAGAUAAAUUGUUUGGUUAAAAAUAGCAGGCAGCUGUACUUUGUUUGUGUCUCUGAGUUCUCAGGGGAAACUCGCCUGUUUGCCCUCCACUCUUCUCUUUAUCUGAUGAUCAUCACAAGAAAGUUAAUAUUCCCAAUUGAUGUUGGCUUUUAAGACUUAAAACAAUCAUUUCACAGAGACAAAAGAGUCACUUGAUUGGAUUAUUCUGCAUGACUAUGAUAGCUAGAAAACAACUUCAGAAGACUCUCAAACGAACAGUGGUGGAAAAGGAGCCUCCAGAGCUCUUCCUGUCCGUGUCAUCAUGGGGAUCAAAGCCGCACUUCCCAAAUAUGAGAUCUACUUCUACAACACGGUGCUUUGUCUGGCCAUGUUCUGGGCUGCCAACUGGAUCUUUGAUGUGUCCAGUUCCAAUGCAAACAGAAAGACUUUCAAAACUGGCGUGCGGCCAGGAUGGUACUACUUUGGGAGGAAAAUGGAUACGGCUGACUUUGAGUGGAUGAUGUGGUUUUCCACCUUCAGGGAGCACAUCCUGUUUGCUCUCUCCGGCCACGUGCUCUUCGCUAAGAUCUGCUCCAUGUUGGCUCCACAGUACAGGUCCCUGGUGUACAUGGUGUACGGGCUGCUGGCUGUGUGGACCAGCAUGGGCUGGACCUACGUCACCCUCAUCCUGUCCCACUGCAUCCUGCUCUACAGCAUCUCCUUAGUGAAAAUCCGCUGGCUUUGCUUUGUCACCGGCCUCUGUACCCUUGCUACCUUCAAGUGUGAACCCUUUGUGUCCUGGCAGGCAGGUUUUGUGGAGGGGGACUUUGAGCUGCGUCAGGUUCUCUUCUACGGAGGUUGUGGGUUUACUAUCAUGCGCUGUAUGAGCUUUGCUCUGGAGAACUGUGAGAGGAAAGAUGGAAACUACAACAUCCUGGAGCUGCUCAAGUACAACUUCUACCUCCCUUUCUUCUAUUUCGGGCCGAUCAUGACCUUCGAUAAGUUUUAUGUUCAAGCCAACAAGUCAGACCUGACCAGGAAAGAGAGGGAGAUGUGGAACAUCAGCCUGCAGGGAGCCGUUCACCUGGCAGCCAUCAUCGUCGUGGACAUCCUCUUCCAUUUCAUGUACAUCCUGACCAUCCCCACCGACCUGAAGCUGCUGAAGAAAACCUCUGACUGGGCUCUAGUGGGCCUGGCGUACUUUAACCUGGUGUAUGACUGGGUUAAAGCUGCUGUCAUGUUUGGAGUCAUCAACACAGUGUCCAGACUGGACCAUCUGGACCCUCCCAAACCGCCAAAAUGCAUCACAAUGCUCUACGUGUUUGCGGAAACCCAUUUUGACAGAGGGAUCAACGAGUGGCUGUGCAAGUAUGUGUACGAUUACCUGGGUGGAAAACACGAGAACGUGGUGGAGGAGCUGGUGGCGACGCUGUGCACCUUCGGGGUCACCAUCCUCUGGCUGGGACCCUGCGAGGUGGUGCUGAUCUGGGCUUUCUUUAACUGCUUCGGCCUCAACUUUGAGCUUUGGACCGCCAAGUUCUUCUCCAUGGAGCCUUUUGCUUCUUUAGAGAUGGGGAUGUCAGAAGCAAUGUCCCGCCGGAUCAGAGCCGUCUUUAAUACUUUCAACUUCUGGAGCAUUGUGCUGUACAACAUCCUGGCCUUGAACAGUUUGGACUUUGCCAAGAUGGUCGCAAAACGUCUGUUUCUCAAAGGCUUCCCUUUCACCACCAUCAUCGUCAUGUUUGUGACCUACUGCCUGGUUCAAGUGAUUAAGGAGAGAGAGAGGAGGCAGGCCCUUAUUGAUGACCCAGAUCCUCUUCCUCCUCCUGCUCCCCCUGCAGCCGCCGCCGCAGCCGCCGCCAGUGCAACGGGUGGUGCAGCUGCACCCGCCGCUGCUCCACCAGUCGCAGAUCCUAGCAAGGAAAAAGCAGAAUAGUAUCUAACUGUUUACUUCAGUGAUAGUGAAGGAUGUAUACAGCCAAGAGUAUUAUCACCAGUCCAGAUUUCAGAUCAGAAAUUGUUAACAGAUGCUUGAUUCUGCUGAAAGAAAAUCAUUAAAUGUAAAUAAGUUUACCAUCAUUUAACUGUUUAUACCUACAAGGGAAAAAUAGAACUUACUGAAAGACAUUUAUUCAAAUAUGAUACAGUAUAAUACAUAAAAACUCUGUAGGGAUGUCAAAACUAAAUUUUCACUUUUCUGUCACUAAUGCGAAAAAUAAACUGCAAAGAUUUC
Centropristis striata (black sea bass) is the source of this 2376-nucleotide messenger RNA. It is a transcript of the gene hhatlb, whose product is annotated as hedgehog acyltransferase like, b. Lineage: Eukaryota; Metazoa; Chordata; Actinopteri; Perciformes; Serranidae. Gene Ontology annotation, molecular function: acyltransferase activity. Gene Ontology annotation, cellular component: endoplasmic reticulum. The coding region runs from base 466 to 2079 and encodes 537 amino acids. The record is from RefSeq and is a predicted model, not a curated record. Gene Ontology annotation, biological process: negative regulation of N-terminal protein palmitoylation. The transcript is spliced from 12 exons.